AUGAAUAAUUCUUAAAAUAGAUAAAAAAAGUCUUCUGUUAGAUUUGGACAUUAGAAGAUGGAGUCAUUAUUUUUUUAAAAAGUGAAUUUGAUGUAAUGACAUGAAUUCGAAUAAAAUUUUAGGGCUUUUAGUAUUAGAAACGAUAAUAAUAUUAAGAGAGAAGAUAAUUAAUGGUAAAAUAGGUAGAAGAGUGGAAUUAAAAGUAGGGUUUGA
Paramecium sonneborni is the source of this 213-nucleotide messenger RNA. Lineage: Eukaryota; Ciliophora; Oligohymenophorea; Peniculida; Parameciidae. The record is from the annotation of a GenBank genome assembly.